AUGAAGACUUCAUUCAUCGCCAUUACCCUCAUUGGUGCCGCGGCUGCCGCCCCAUUCAAGACCAUCGCCAAGCGUGAGGUUCCCCAGGAGCAUGCCCACGAGAACGUCCUCCGUGCUGUCCAGACCUCGUUGGAGUUGGACAACCCCGACAAGAUUACGAACACUGUCUUCGGUCUUCUCGGCGCUAAGGCAGCUGCAGAGGGUGCUGGAAACAUCAAGGAUACCGACUGUCUCCAGCAAGCCAUUGCUGAUCAGGCUUUCACCAACGCAAAGGCGGCUAACGAUGUUGAGGGUAUGACCAUGGCUUUGGUUUACCGUGCCCUGGAACGCAACACUGGCUCUGUCGGUCUUGCCUCUGCCGCUUGCGAGUCCAUCAAGGCCGUCAACCCCGAGAUCGCUGCCCUCCAACAGCAUCAGGACCCUGCUUCCGACGGAGCUGCGGCACUCAACAAGCAAAUUGCUACCACUCUUGGAGAACAGAUCGCUGCCAUCGGCGGUGACGUUACGAUGGCCAACGAGGCUUCAACCUUCGCCCCUGGCGAGAUCGGUGACCCUACUGGUGCCGGUAACACCUGCGAUGACGCCGACGAUGCUGCUGGAUGUAUCAAUACUCUCAAGCUUCGUGUAGAUGAUCUUUCCGCAGACGAGCUUGCGGCUAUAUCAGCCGGUGGUGCCGCUGCUGCUGGUGCAGCCAACAACACUGCAGACGCUGCCGCAAAGGGUGCCAACAACAAGGGCAACGCUGAGGAUGCUGCCGCUGGGGAUGCUGCUGCUGCUGAGGAUGCUGGCGCACAGGAUGCCGCCGCUCAGUGUGCCGCUGAUCCUGCCGCCGCCAACGCCUCCAACGCCAAUGCCGCCGCCGAGGCAGCAGCAAAGGCUGCACAAAAGGCCGAUGGUGCAAACGCUGGCGCCAAAGCUUCGGCCGACGGAAUCUCUAAACUUCUUGCCAGCGCAGGAGUUUCGGAUGCGGAUGUUGCCAAGGCCCUUGGUCUUAACUAA
Pyrenophora tritici-repentis Pt-1C-BFP is the source of this 999-nucleotide messenger RNA. NCBI's taxonomy places the organism in Eukaryota, Fungi, Ascomycota, Dothideomycetes, Pleosporales, Pleosporaceae. The record is from RefSeq and is a predicted model, not a curated record.